AUGGCCUCGAGGGAAGCAGGCUCACACCUGCAAGACGACGUGCUGCGGCACAGUUUAGACAAGCCAGAGGAAUUCUGGGCUCGCCAAGCCGAACACUUGCACUGGCAUAAAAAGCCGACCGAGACCUUGCGUCACACACGACGAGCUCUGAAGGAUGGAAGCGUAACCCACGAUUCGUGGGAGUGGUUCCCCGGCGGCGAGAUAUCUACAUGCUACAACUGUAUUGAUAGGCACGUGGAGGCCGGUCGAGGUGAUAAUGUCGCCAUCUAUUACGACAGCCCCGUGACCAAGACCAAGGAGACAUACUCGUACCGCAGGUUGCUCGACGAGGUUGAAGUUCUUGCCGGUGUGUUGCGAUCCGAGGGCGUCAAGAGGGGAGAUGUUGUCAUGCUGUAUAUGCCGAUGAUUCCGUCUGCUUUAAUAGGCAUGUAUGCAGUGAACCGUCUCGGUGCCGUCCAUGCCGUCGUUUUUGGCGGCUUUGCCCCCAAUGCUCUCGCACAGCGCAUCGAGGCAUGCAAGCCUGUUGCUAUACUAACGGCAUCAUGCGGAAUCGAUGGAAAUAAGCCGCCUAUUGCCUAUCAGCCGUUAGUGGAAGAGGCCAUCAGGAUUUCACCGCACAACCCUCCGAAGACCUUUAUCUGGCAACGGCCGCAGGUUAGGUGGAAUCCUGAUCGCAACAGCGGUCAAGCUACAUGGCAAAAGGUGGUGAGGAGUGCCCGCGCUAGGCAAAUCAAGGCCGACUGUGUGCCUGUUGCGAGUACUGACCCCGUUUAUAUUAUCCAUACGUCCGGCACAACUGGUGCGCCCAAGGGUGUCAUGAGAGAUGCUGCUGGUCACGCCGUGGGGCUCAAUCUCUCGAUAAGUUAUCUCUUCAACAUUCAUGGGCCUGGGGACGUUGCCUUUACAGCAUCCGAUAUUGGAUGGGUUGUUGGCCACUCAUACAUUGUCUACGCGCCAUUGUUAGCUGGUGCGUCCACCGUUCUCUACGAGGGCAAACCCGUUGGCACACCAGAUGCUUCGGCGUUUUGGAGGGUCGUGGAAGAGUACGGGGUCAACAUGAUGUUCACGGCACCUACUGCUCUUCGAGCUAUCAGGAGGGAUGACCCGGAAAACAAGUUCUUGUCCACCAUCGGUGGUCGAGGGGGUCUCCGAAGCCUGAAAUCAUUGUUCUUAGCAGGGGAGCGCUCGGAACCUUCCCUCAUUUCUAUGUACCAAGAACUCUUAAACAAGUACGGCGCUCCGGAUGCACACGUCAUCGACAACUGGUGGUCCAGCGAAUCUGGUUCGCCCAUAACUGGCCGUGCCUUGGUUCCUCAUACUGGUGCGGACCGAGCUUCGUUAAUCCGAAACCACCCACCUGCCACUAUUAAGCCCGGAAGUGCUGGCAAGGCGAUGCCUGGGUUCGACGUCCGUGUUGUGGAUGACGAGGGUCGUCAAGUAACAAAGGGUAGCAUGGGCAACAUUGUCUUAGGCAUGCCGUUGGCCCCUACGGCGUUUCGAACGUUGUGGGAGGAUGAGGAGAGGUUUUAUAAGAGUUACUUGAAGAGAUUUGAUGGUAAGUGGCUGGAUACAGGAGACGCUGGCAUGAUUGACGAGGAUGGUUAUGUGCAUGUAAUGAGCCGGAAUGACGAUGUGCUAAACGUCAGUGCACAUCGACUAUCGAGUGGCGGCAUUGAGCAAGCAAUCACGUCUCACCCUCUCGUUGCCGAGGCCAGCGUUGUUGGAAUCCCAGAUGCUAUCAAGGGUCAACUGCCUUUUGCCUUCAUCACCCUUUCUACGGCCGACCAUCCCGCAUCAGCAGUACCCGAUGAAAAGGUUGCUUCUGAAAUUCAAGCCUUGAUACGAAAACAAGUGGGAGCCAUUGCGUCGCUUGGAGGUAUCAUCCAGGGCAAAGGUAUGAUUCCCAAGACUCGCUCGGGCAAGACUCUGCGACGAGUUCUACGCGAAUUAGUAGAAAAUGGCGUGCAUGGCGAGUUUGACAAGAAGGUAACAAUACCGAGUACUGUUGAGGAUUCGUCGGUCGUGGAGGUUGCGAGAACCAAAGUACGCGAGUACUUUGAGAGGAGUGAUGGGAAACAUGCGGCCGUUGAAGGACUAAAGUCGAAGCUAUAG
Messenger RNA from Metarhizium brunneum ARSEF 3297, 2112 nucleotides. RefSeq names its product Acyl-CoA synthetase short-chain family member 3. NCBI's taxonomy places the organism in Eukaryota, Fungi, Ascomycota, Sordariomycetes, Hypocreales, Clavicipitaceae. Gene Ontology annotation, molecular function: propionate-CoA ligase activity. The record is from RefSeq and is a predicted model, not a curated record.